Messenger RNA from Leishmania mexicana MHOM/GT/2001/U1103, 4626 nucleotides. RefSeq lists its product as hypothetical. The transcript has a single exon. NCBI's taxonomy places the organism in Eukaryota, Euglenozoa, Kinetoplastea, Trypanosomatida, Trypanosomatidae. The coding region runs from base 1 to 4626 and encodes 1541 amino acids. The record is from RefSeq and is a predicted model, not a curated record.
AUGCUGGCGGUGCGUAAACUGGUGGAACCCACCGCGGUGAACGCGGUGUGCGUCUUGCAGUUGGAGUCGGAUGCGGCGACGCCAGCGCCGUAUGGCAACAGAGCUGUUGUUCUGGCGGCCAUUUCCGAGUCGAUCCACGUGUUUGACCUCGCACCGGCCUCCGCGGCCACGGUUCUUGACUCAUCCGUCUCGUCGUCAGCAUUGGGUUUUCAGUUUUGCCCACGAGGCCACGUUUUCAACGUUGGCUGUGGCGUGUCCGGGCUGCUGGCGCUGGCGAACCAGUGCUUAGUCGUGUGGACGCGAGACCAGGAGUGCAUACUGGUGCGUUACCAAGCUAACCUUGCUAGUCCUCCCUCCAAACGUGCGAGCGUUGCCGACGGAUGCCGAGUAUACAAAGAGGACGGGCAGCCGUCGCCGUUGCACAACAAGGAACAUCACUGGUACGUGGUGCGGCGAAUGCGGCUGUGGUGCCCCGACGCAGGCGAGCUUCUCCCGGCGCCGGAGAUGGGCGUCAACGAGGGCAUGGACACUGUCUUCAUCCGCUUCUCCGAGAAGCACGUCUUCCUUGUCUGCAUGAGGUGGGUGGCGUCCUGCAUGCCAGGGGAUAAGGGACGCCUGUCAGCGGACACGCUGCGCACCUGCCGCUGGCAUACAGGGAACUACAUGCGCGCCUACGCCGGCACCGGAUUCCACUACCCGACCCAGAGCUGCAGUGUGGCCACACGACGCCCACGCGAGAGCAGCUCCGACCAUCAGGUGCGGCUUGAGCGGCUCUGGCAGUCAUGCUCCCCCUUCGCCAGCAUACCUGACGAGGACCUCAUUGCGAGCCACUCGGUGAGAGAGCUGGCUCGGCACAAGGAUGCAGAGACGCAAGGCGCCGCUGCGAGGUAUGCCUCGGUGUCACCUUCAUCCCCGACGGACGACUACUGCGGCGUGAGCGAUGUGUGGUUGCGUCGUGAGGCCCACACCGCCCCGUCACCGCUGAUGCCAUCGCCGGCGCAGUACUGCGGCAGUCCACUGGGAGGUUUCGCAAACGUGCGAGGCACCGGAGGAAAUACCGCCGUUCACCACGCUCCACCGACACUCUUCGGUUCCAGGACUGUCGCCCUCAAGGACAGGUACGCCUCACCGCAUAAGAGCGCUAUCGCUGUGGUUGCGCCACGGCGAAGGGGGCGGCGGGGGGUAGAGUGGCUGCUGCUCGUGAUGGUGAGCACCGACUCUUAUACGGCGGUCUACCACCUGCAGAGGCGGCACACUCCGCUGACGGCACACCACCUCGUCCUCGACGGACUCGUGCACGACGCGGCGUACCCGCGGCAGGUGCUCCUGUGCUCCCAUAGCGGUGACGCUAUCAACGAUGUAUGGGUAGCUCUCAGUAACGGCGUCGUGACGCGAUUCUCCUUGUCGGUGCUGCGGUCCAGGUGGAGCGCCGGUGGAGAUGGGGCCAAGGUAGGGUGGCCCAGAAUAUCAGUAUCGGGCCUGCCUCCAUCCUUCUACUGCCGACGCAUGCUUCCGGCUGACGGCCUCAUCGGCACUGACCCGCACCUCAGCAGCCCCGGCAGCGUUGGAGCUGACACCUCAGCUUACCCCUGUGCAGGACGGUACACCAUCUUCUCCGAUGGAGUUCAAGACGCGUACGUAGUCGACCUCGUGGAGUGCCGAGUGGUAGCGGCCAUGGCUGCCGAUGGCCCCAUGACCGACAUCUGCGAAGCCCCGCACGGCUUCGUGGCAAGCUUUGCGAAAGGGGUGCUGCGGUACCUUCAGCCUGGCGUUCCCCUGCAUGUGUGCGGGACGGCCACCCUCGCUGGGGUGACGGAUGCCCUGCACGUCGCACGUGUGCGGUGCAGCACUGCCGGCGACAGCGAUGACGUCGCCCCUGGUGUGUAUCUCAUGGCUAGUACGAGGUUCGCCUCGCAGUUGUUCUUUGUGGAGGAGGGGGGCAUACGUGCCACUGCGGGGGGUGGGUGGGCCUACGCGAUGGACGAGCCCACGCUGGCGUUUGGCGCCGGCACCGCAACACUCGCGCAGUGCACGGCGACACGUUGGUGUGUCGGGCGUGUUGUGCACACGCUUCCAGAGGUCUUCUCGCACGCGGCCAUCGCGGAGUUGCCCAUCCUCGGGCUCGUGUGCGUUGGCGCCGUCGCAGCUGCGAAGCACAACGCGUGCGCGCGCCUUGCAGUUGGGACUGGGACCGACGUCCGCAUUCUUCGCAUUGCGGACGUGACCUGUGGGGCAUGGUCGUGUGUUACGGUGACGGCACUCGAGGGAGAUAUGGCGAUGCAUGCUGUGAUGGGACGAUGGGAGGGCGGGGUGACAGUGGCGCAGCUGCAGUACGCGCCUGAGUCGUGGCGAUGCGUGGCGGCGUGCACGGUUCAUCCAACGUUCGGCACCGGCGCACCGUUGCAGCGCCUGCUGCCCCUGCCGCGUGCCGGGGCGCACACUCGCUGGAUGGCGACUCACACCAGUGGAGAGGUGUCUAUUCUAACGGCGGCGCCGCUCAACACAUGUGCGGCUGAGGCGACAGCAGGAGCGGGGAUGCCGGCGCUGCUGCAUGCGUGGGCUGCAGCAGAGAACGUGCGGGGCGGCAAUGGUGUCCCGGUCACCACAACGGCAGCGGUGCCGCUAAUGCGAGCCGCAGGCGGUGAUGCGCUGAACGGCUUCGAUGGGGCACUGCUGCAGCCGCGAGAUGGCGCCGUGCUUUUUUUCUCUGUCCCCCUUGAGGAGGCCGACACACAAACUCCGCCGCUGAUGCGGCGACACCGCGAGAGCGACGAGGCGGACUUGGCAUGGAGCACCCGGCUGGAGUACACCGUACGUGCCAUCCUCGAGCCGCUUGAUGCAGCACAGGUGAGGGCGUCUUCGUGGCGCGAGGCGAUUCUAUUCGAACGCGGCACUGCCACCGGUAACCUGGCGUACGACCUCCUGGUAGCACACCAUGACAAGCUGACGCUGCUGGCCCUUGACCGACAUGUCUUCAGCCGCGACCAGCGGGCUGCCGGCGCGACACCACCCGGAACCCGCGCCUAUGCGCUGGUCUCUGCUGCGCCCACUCGCUACGUAUGCACUCAUCAAGCCAGGCUGUCACAGAUGAAGGCGAAGGCGCGUGAGACGCUCCUCGAAGUGGCGAGUUCGCCGGAUGGCGAGUAUGGAGACUUGAUGUUAUGUGUGAUGGUGGGGACUGGGGCCCAGCACACAACGCGACUCACAACUGUGCGCACGACAACACUGAUGACGCUGGAGUCGGUCGUGCUGAACGACUGCACGGCUCACUGGAUGGCCUCCGUGCCAACCUCGGGGCGCGCUGCUGGCCAACACGCCUCUCCGUUGUUUCUUUUGUGCACCCGUCAUGUAUCCUCUGGUUUCGUGCAGCUGCAGGUGGUGACCGGCAACCCGCUGCGAGUUGUUUCUAGCGCGACGCUUGAGGAUGUGCCAGCCCCGCCAGACGCGAAAAACGGGCACGUGUCCAUUGACGGGUCCGUGCAACUUGUGCCGUCGCGCGCGAGCGAGGGCGGCGAGCUGGGGAUGUCGGAGGUGUUGGUGACAGUCGCCGCCGACUACGGGAUUCACCUAUUCGCCCUGCGGGGGCACACGCUGUACUUCCAGCACUGCGUGGUGGCCCCAGAGUGUGUCAGCGCCGUGGUACUGUGCUACCCGGUGGUGGCAGUGUGCACACAGGGCGAGACGAACGUCUACCUGCAGGUGUACCCGGUGCACGACACGACCGAGUCCCUUGCACCCCCCUACACGGCGGCGGCGACGAGGCUGUUGAAGGAGUACGGCAAGGUGUCGUGGAAGAUGCGCGUGGAGGCUCGUGAGCCGUCCUUGGGUGGGUGUGUCAUUGCGCAGGCGUCUCUGUACGACCGGUGUGUACGGACGGACUUGGAGGGCGACGUGUCGGUGGUGUUUGCUUCCUUCGCGGCUGCCUUCUCGCCCACGAAGCCGAGAACGGCACUCCAUGUCAACCGCGAGGAUGCCUACAUCGGCUCCGCGGGCGGGCCGCAAUCUUUUCUCACCCACGCUGUGCGUCUCCCGUCAGUGCCGACGAAGGCGCGGGUCAUUCGCCGCGCUGACGCCAUCCACCGCCGCUUCCCCCGCCAGCUGCAAUGCAACGGCCGCCACGUCACGCUGCAGUCGCUGAGUCAGCGUAAAGACGGGUCCGCGCGUCUGCUGCUGCUGCCGUGUCACGAUGGAAGUCUCUAUAGCGCGUACGAGCUGCCCUUCAGCAUUGCGCAUCCGCUGAUGCGGCUGGAGCAGGUCAUCACCGACACCUACGCGCUCGAUCUCUCCGCCACCGUGCACCCGACCUUCCCCGGACGUCUGCAGCACACCUACCACUUGCGUCCCUUUCACAUCGCUCACGCUCUGCAGCCGGUAGUGGGGACACAGCGAGCGUUGAAGCAGGCAUGCAUCAUUGUGGACGCCGUGAACGAGUACUUCAUGCUGCGUGACGUUGUGCGCGAUGGGUGGAGCAGAAGUGGUAGCACAACUAAGGAGUCAAUGUGUGACGAGGCGGCCGCGCACCGGAAGUUCAUCGCCCUCGAUGACGUCGUGCAGACGUUGCUGGCCGAGGAGUACAAUGGCGCGUACACGGUGGACGACUGCGCGGAGGUGCUCAACCUGUCUUGA